AUGGCAUCAACGCUUUUGGUCGCCGCACCAACCUUACGCACUUCAAAGCACAACGAAACAAAGAUCAACAAAGAAGUUCAGCGUUUCUUUUCAUCGUCUGCUUUUUCGAGGAACGAGAAGCGUCGGUUGAGGACGUCUCUGUUAUGCGCGUCGUCGUCGUCAUCUGCCGACGACGACGAAACGUCGUCGUCCAAAUCCUCCUCUGCGCUUCCUCGUACUCCGGGAACCUCCGUGGACGCGUUAGAUGCGGUCAUGAUGAGCCCCGAGACAGAGAUCACGACGAAAACGACGAACCCGGAUAUUAAAACGUUCUCUGAGGACGUCCUCGCUGUCUGCUCGAAAGGCUAUGAUUUCGCGUUGCAAUCGCUCGAUAAAAAGUUAGACUUGGCCAUAAAGCUCGAUCCGGCGACGGGCGAGUUACUCUCGGACGACAACGAACAGUCGGUAAAUUUGAGACAACAAAAAGGAUUAGAGGAGGAGAAGUUUGCGAUCGACGUGCUGGAGUGUUUAGCUUCUUCGUCUGGUAAUGGUGGUGGCGAGGACAACAAACAACGCAUUCGAGCGUUUGCGAGAGGACAACAAGUGCCGAAACGCUCGUACGCGUUGGCGGAGUUAAAGUUGAACGAUAUCGAUCCUUCCAAGUUGUUAGCGCCGACGGAGAACACGAUUACUGAGAUUAAGAAGAAAUUGGGCGUCGCGGUUGGAGCGUUGGUCAUUGUGGGUGCGAUUGUGACGAGUGGGGAAGACGUGGGCGCGGCGCCGUUUCAGGCCAUCAAGACGUUUGUGUUUUUGAGUUUUUUAUUAGCGUACGACGCGGUGGCGUUAAACGCGGGGGCGCAGAAUUUGGUUUUGGAUUUCGUCGCGAAUUUGACGUCGGAGGAGUACAAGACUCGGUUGAGAAGACACGAGGCUGGGCAUUUCUUGGUCGCGUAUUUAACCGGCGUGUUGCCGAAAGGGUACACGUUGAGUUCGCUGGACGCGUUUAAACGGUUUGGACGAUUGAACGUUCAAGCGGGGACGUUGUUUUGCGACGGACAGUUUCAAAACGAAGUGAAGAGAGGGAAGAUUACGAGCACGUCGGUUGGGAGAUUUGCGUGCGUGGCUUUAGCUGGAGUGUGCGCGGAAUACGCGAAGUAUGGCAACUCGGAAGGCGGCGCGGCGGAUAUUCAGCAGUUGGAUCAACUGUUCAACGCGUUACAGUUUUCGCAAAAGAAAUCGGACGACGAAGUCAGAUGGGCGACGUUGAAUACGAUGGCAAUCGUGAGGAGACACGAAGGUUUAGUGGACGAGUUGGCGAGAAUGAUGGGAACCGGAGAGAGCACGGCGAAGUUGAUUUCAAUCAUAGAAGCGCGUUUAGCAAACGUAGCAGAAAAAGACAUUUAG
Molecule: messenger RNA, 1383 nt
Organism: Bathycoccus prasinos
Lineage: Eukaryota; Viridiplantae; Chlorophyta; Mamiellophyceae; Mamiellales; Bathycoccaceae
Exons: 1
Coding region: 1-1383 (460 amino acids)
Biological process (GO): proteolysis
Molecular function (GO): metalloendopeptidase activity; ATP-dependent peptidase activity; ATP binding
Source: RefSeq, a predicted model, not a curated record